Messenger RNA from Eleginops maclovinus (Patagonian blennie), 3373 nucleotides. RefSeq names its product MAP7 domain-containing protein 1-like. The record is from RefSeq and is a predicted model, not a curated record. Lineage: Eukaryota; Metazoa; Chordata; Actinopteri; Perciformes; Eleginopidae. The transcript has 18 exons. Gene Ontology annotation, biological process: microtubule cytoskeleton organization. Bases 309 to 2798 code for a protein of 829 amino acids. Gene Ontology annotation, cellular component: microtubule cytoskeleton.
GGACUCGCUGGAGCUUUUUUAUUCCCUCACUGUAGAUUUUCCACUAAAGAUCCGCUGGACUGGACUGAGUGUCUUAUUUAGAUUUAAUAGACACUGACAGCACUUUAUUAUAAUUCAACAUUUCAGGCUUUCCACACCAUCUUGAGUCGGAUCCUGUUUUUAAUUCCACAUUAUUAUUUUGGUGACUUUUUCUUCUAACUCGUUUGGAUUUACAAAGGGCGUGUUUGGGGCGAUUUGUACCGGGAGUUUCAUCUCCUGUACUGGUGCGACUCUGAGGAAUGACAGCAACUGGGAAUCGCUCCGCUUGAAUGGAAACAAUGGAUUAUAAAGAGCUAGGACAUCAUUUCGAGGAGAAACUGACACUAACAGACAAAUCUCUUCCUCUGCAGACGGAGUCUCAGUCCAUCCAGAAUGGGGACAAGUCUCUGGAGAAGGACAUCCUGACUUCUGAUGACUCCGCCAUCACAGACCUCUCUCCUAAAUCAGACUCCAGCCCCAACACAGAGAGCCCCACCAACACAGAUGCCUCCUGCAAGACAGAUGUGGGGCCAACCACCCCGGGCAACAGCCCUCAGCCCAAGAAAGAUUCGAUGAGCUCAGAGCAACGGCAGAAACUGGCCAAGGAGCGGAGAGAGGAAAGAGCCAGAUAUAUUGAACAGCAAACUCAGCUGCAAGCUACAAAGAAGGCCCAGUGGCUGGAGAAAGAGGAUAAGGCCCGACGUCUGAGGGAGAGCCAGCUGGAGGAUCGCAGGAGAAAACUAGAGGAGCAGAGGCUGAAGACUGAGAAACGCAGAGCUCUGCUGGAGGAGAAACAGAGACAGAAACUAGAAAAGAACAAGGAGAGAUAUGAGUCUGCUAUCAAGAGGUCGACUAAGAAGACGUGGGCCGAGAUCCGUCAGCAGAGAUGGUCCUGGGCGGGCGGACUCAACCAGACUUCCCGCAGAGAAAGCAGAUGCUCGGCCUCCACGGUCAACUUGCCGAGACAGGUGGACCCUGUCAUUAACAACAGGCUGUCCAAGUCCUCUGCCACGCUCUGGAACUCCCCCAACAGAACCCGCAGCCUGCGUCUGAGCCCGUGGGAGAGCCGGAUCGUGGAGCGGCUCAUGACGCCGACGCUGUCCUUCCUGGCCCGCAGCCGCAGCGCCGCCACCCUCCUCAACAGCAGCGACUCUCCCUCCGCCAGCCCGCUCAACGCCUCCCAUCACCACCCGCACCAGAACGCCGAGCGCUGGAGGCUCUCCUCCGCCAGCACUCCGGACAUCACCCAGCGCCAACGCCGGCGAAACUCCACACCGUUGGACAAAAAGAAGAAAGAGAAGAAAGACAAGGAGAGGGAAAAUGAAAAGGAAAAGAGCUCUCUCACAAAAGACAAAGUGCCGAAGAAGAGACAGACGCCAUCGCCCACCACAACCUCCCAGAGAUCCAGGCCAGCGAGCAGCACCCCGAAGCCCAAAACCAGACCUCCAUCACCCGCCGCCCCCAAAAGUCGGCCCCUGUCCCCCAUGGUGCCGGCAGCACCCUCUAAGUCCCCGACGGGCAAGAAGACCCCGCCACCUGGCACCAAGACCCGACCUAAACGGGCCCAGACGCCUGCCAGGGUGUCCCAGACGGUCACGGCAGUCACAGUGGAAACAAGCCAGGAACCCCAGAAGCCUGACACUCCAGAGGAGAAAAAGAACACCAGUACUGUUCCUGCCAUCGUGGUGUCCUCUGAACCAGUCACACCUCCUUCCUUCAGCCCUGCCGUGGCUUCAGAAGCUUCUCUACCUAAUCCCAACGUAGAGGCUGCCCCAGCUGCUCCUCCUGCUGCAGCCCCUACCAGUAAUCCUGCUCCUUCUGCAGCACCAUCCACUACCCCAGCAGCCUCCACCAGUAAUCCUGCCACUUCUGCAGCACCAUCCCCUGCCCCUGCAGCCUCCACCAUUAAUCCUGCUCCUGCUGCAGCCCCUACCACAGCACCUGCUGCCCCUGUGGCCUCCACCACCCCGACUGCACCCACCAGCAGGCCGUCAGCCGGCACCAACAACCCGCAGGAGGCUGCUCGUGUCCUGGCAGAGAAACGCAGGCAAGCCCGAGAGCAACGGGAGAGGGACGAGCUGGAACGUGUGGAGCAGGAGAACAGGAACAGGAUCCUGCGGGAGGAGGAAAGGAAGCACAGAGACGAGGAGGCUCGAUUCAUGGCAGAGCAGCAGCGCCUGAGGGACAACGCCCAGCGCGCCGAGGAGGAGAAGGAGGCGCAGGAGAAAGCCAAAGCUGAGCAGGAGGAGAAUGAGAAGCAGCAAAGACAGAGAGAGGAGGCUGAAGCCAAGACCCGCGAGGAGGCCGAGCGUCAGCGCCUGGAGAGGGAGAAACACUUCCAGAAAGAAGAGCAGGAGCGACUGGAGAGGAAGAAGCGCCUUGACGAGAUCAUGAAGAGGACUCGGAAAAGUGAUGCAGGAGAGAAGAAGGAGGUCAAAGCUUCUCCACAGGUCAACGGACAGGUCACAGAUCCCAGUAAGGCAGCUGGGAACCUGCAGAGUCCCGGUGCAGCUGUCCUCAGCCCGGCUCAAAGUGCUCCCACUGCUGUUGUCAACGGCGUCCAGCCCGCCGCCCAUCAGAACGGCCUCUCAGCUAAUGGACAGGCGGCCGACUUUGAGCAGAUCAUCCAGCUGAACAACGGAGCUAACCCGACGCAGAGCGGGCUAGUGGGUGAGCCCAUGCUGGCGUUUGAGGGCGGAGAGCCCUUCCUGAUGAAAACAGGCCCCAUGAAGCCUCAGCAUGUCGCAGGUACAGUGAAGACUCAGCAGCUGAGACUGUGAGGAUACAGCCAAGAGGUCCUGUGAGUCCCCACACAUCUCCAUGGAGACGCGCCUUAUGUCUCUGCUUGAGCUAUGAGAUUCAUGCCAUACCACAGCAGCUGAUAGAAAAAAAAAAGUUGUGUGCCAAACAAACAAUGAACUGCGCUGAAUUCACAUUUUACAGUAUCUGCAGCAAGAGGACAAGAGGAGCUUCUCAUCUGAAAAUAUAAAAACAUGCAAGUAUUCUCUGUCUUCACCGCGUUUUAAUGUCAAAUGUCACAUGCAGAGUUUAUGGUGCACCUUAAAGAUGACAGACUGUGUAACAAAUUUUAGAAAAUACAGUAUAAGACUCUGGAAAUACAUAAUAUUUGACAAUGGUUGUUAUUAUUACCGUCGUUACGAUACUGUUAUUGUUAUCUUAAGUUGAACAGUGUGUGCGUGUGUGUGUGUUUGUUGUUUUGUCUUGAAUUACUGAGUUAUUUAACAUGGAGCAUUGUAAGGACUGUCCACAGACAGUGUAUGUAAAUGUAUAAUGAGCCUGGCUGCCUAGGCCUCCUGUUACAGGGGAUCUGUGAAAUAAAGCUUUAUGAAAGGGA